This is a messenger RNA of Eleginops maclovinus (Patagonian blennie), 2926 nucleotides long. Its product is annotated as macrophage mannose receptor 1-like. The transcript is spliced from 12 exons. Lineage: Eukaryota; Metazoa; Chordata; Actinopteri; Perciformes; Eleginopidae. Bases 348 to 2327 code for a protein of 659 amino acids. The record is from RefSeq and is a predicted model, not a curated record.
UGCAUAUGACCAAUACAACCUUGAAACCUUGAAAAGGAAGUGCGCCGGCCAUUGAAACACAUUUUUGUAGUUGCGGUUUAGGCCACACAGUUGUGGUUUGGUUCUUCCUGCUGAGUAUCACCAGAUACUGUACACCCUUAUAUCUCUGUUUGACUUUCCUUGUGCAUGCAUAUGCAAAUGUGAGUAAAUAAGCCUGAUAUUAAUAAAGCUGCUGUUCCCAUAUCUAGUUUGCAUUAAGUCCAUAAGAGCGGCUUAAGAUAUUAGUUAAUGUGUUACCUAAUGUAUAAUGUCAAAAGCUGCACAUCUACAGUCUCAGACCAAAAGGGAGGAACAGGGAAGAGACAAGGAUGGAAAAAGUUCUUCUGAUCAUCAUCGCUCUUUCAGGGCUGAGCGCUGUCUCCUCACAUGCUGAACGUCAGUACCAUUUUGUCUAUGAAGCAAAGAACAUGUCUGAAGCACAGAGAUACUGCAGAGAGAAACACACAGACCUGGCCACUGUGGACAGCAUGGAGGUUGUGGAGCUCCUGAACAACAUGGCAGGCCACAACAAGCAAUCAGCCUGGAUAGGGCUGUACCACGCCACGGGCAGCUGGAGGUGGUCGCUGUCAGACACAAGCUUCUACAAACCGGGGGAGACGGAGUUCAGACGAUGGUGGGUUGGAGGACCAAACAACUCUUCAUGGAAAAAAUGCUCAAUUAUUAGUUCUAAUGAUGGAAAUUGGGAUGACCUUGUUUGUGACAUACUCCUCUCUGCAGUCUGCUGUGAUGUCACAGGAACGAACGUGACAUUUGUCUCCACUGAAGGCCUAAUGACAUGGCCUGAGGCCCAGAGCUACUGCAGAGAACACCACACAGACCUGGCCAGUGUGAGAAACCAGACAGAGAACCAGCAGAUUGUUGAGCUGUUACACGAACGGGGUGAUUAUUGGAUCGGCCUCUACAGAGACUCCUGGAAGUGGUCCGAUGGAAGUCCCUCCUCCUUUAGGUACUGGAGAGAAAAGGAACCUAACUGCAGAGAUCCUAAUGUUUGUGUGGCUGCAGAUUUCUACAACUCUGGAAAAUGGGAGGACUUGGACUGUGGGGUGAUGAAACCAUUCAUUUGCUACAAAAAAAAUGUGCCUGUUUCAAUGCAAGUGAUAAAGGUGAGGGUGCCGAAACCAAACUCCGGUGUGGAUCUGAACGACCCCGCUUUUCUGGAGGAGAUGUUGGUGCAGGCGAAGAAGAACCUGAGGGCCCAGGGAUUGGACGACAACAUCAAACUGACCUGGAGGAAGCAGCCGGAUGGAAAAGUCUUCCAGAAGGAGCAGAAUCUCAGACCAAACGAGAGGAACAGGGAAGAGACAAGGAUGGAAAAAGUUCUUCUGAUCAUCAUCGCUCUUUCAGGGCUGAGCGCUGUCUCCUCACAUGCUGAACGUCAGUACCAUUUUGUCUAUGAAGCAAAGAGCAUGCCUGAAGCACAGAGAUACUGCAGAGAGAAACACACAGACCUGGCCACUGUGGACAGCAUGGAGGUUGUGGAGCUCCUGAACAACAUGGCAGGCCAAUACAAGCAAUCAGCCUGGAUCGGGCUGAACGAUGACCGAGUCACCUGGAGGUGGUCGCUGUCAGACCCAAGCUUCUACAAACUGGGGGAGACGAAGUUCAGACGAUGGCAUACUGGACAACCAAGCAGCUAUGAGAGUGAACAGUGCACAUUUAUGUUAAAUGGAGCCUGGUUUGGUGAUCCUUGUCAGAAACGGAACUACCUCCGUGCAGUCUGCUGUGAUGUCACAGGAACGGAUGCAACAUUUGUCCUCAUCAACAGCACAAGGACAUGGCCUGAGGCCCAGAGCUACUGCAGAGAACACCACACAGACCUGGCCAGUGUGAGAAACCAGACAGAGAACCAGCAGAUUGCUGGGCUCAUACCUAGUGGUGUUAGUUAUUGGAUUGGCCUUUACAAAGAGUCCUGGAAGUGGUCCGAUGGAAGUCCUUUCUCCUUUAAGUACUGGGCAGGAGGUAAACCUGGCUUGACAGGUAUUAAGAGAGUUUGUGUGGCUGCAGCUUUCAAAGAAUCCGGAAGAUGGUUUGACUAUAAAUGUGCAGAGAAGAAACCAUUCAUUUGCUACAAAAAUGUGCCUGUUUCAAUGCAAGUGAUAAAGGUGAGGGUGCAGAAACCAAACUCCGGUGUGGAUCUGAACGACCCCGCUUUUCUGGAGGAGAUGUUGGUGCAGGCGAAGAAGAACCUGAGGGCCCAGGGAUUGGACGACAACAUCAAACUGACCUGGAGGAAGCAGCCGGAUGGAAAAGUCUUCCAGAAGGAGCAGAAGAAGAAGGAUGAACUUUAAAGGUGAAUUGCUGUGUCGGCUUUUAUCAGGGAAGAUGAAUUCUGUUUUGUAGAAGUCUUCAUGUGACAGAAUACAGCUGCAGCAAAGAGCUGAGUAAUAUUAGUAACCAGAUAAGAUCAGAGACGUAAUGCUUUCUCUAGUUAUGUAUAGUUUCAAAGUUAAUAUUAUAUAUAUAUUAUAUGUUGGGUUUUUUACUGUUGAAUAAGUCUGAUUGACCUGUGGGAGAAAACAAUAACUGGCAAAGAUAUUAUUACAAGUUGUGGGACAUUAAAACAGCCCUUUAAUCAUUUUCUGACAUAUUUUCAAACUAGAUUCUAAAAUAGAGUUUAAAAUCUUUAAAUAUAUUUCCAAGAGAUUAAAAUGUUGGCCCUUGAAUGCAUCCAAAAAAAUGUGUUGUCUCCCUGUAUGUAUUUGUUGUCAUAUAGGAAUGGUUUAUGAAGUAGCUGUAAUCCUUCCAAGAAAACAAACUACAAAUGUGUGUUUUAGCUUCUUAAAUAUGAAGAUUCUAGGCUUUUCUCAGACAUGAUCCUAAUGAACAUGUUGUUGUUGUUGUUGUUGUUGUUGUUGAUGAUGAUGAAAAAAUGCAAUAAAGUAAAGUU